CGGUGAUUCACGAUGCGACGAAAAUGCCACGCCGCGUCUACGUGUUAUGAAACGUAGACGCGGUUUCCCUACACGCACGCCAGGGGCCGCCAGCCACACCGUCGACCCGAUAGAGUAAAACAUUUACUCUAUGGCCGACGCACGCUGCAGAUUAGGUAUACCGGCCUCACGACAACGCAUCGGCUAUGUGUGCAAACCGAUGACAUAGCCCGGGCGGCCUCGUGACGUCACGGGCCGGCAGCCGCAGCAGUAGUAGACGUAGUAGCAGUGGUAGUACAGCUGCUGCUCUCGAUCCAACCGCCGACCGCGCGCGCGUCAAUGUUCUGUACACGACAAUAAAUAAUAAUUCAGUUUAUACGUUGUCGGCAUUCAACCACUGCACGCAACGCGGGCGCACGGUUAUUCUCACUUCAAUUUCGUUCCAGCCGCGUAUCGGGACGGUCGUUCGCGUCCUCCGUGUUUUUACACUCGUUUCCUCGGAAAAAUUACAGCGAUUGAUCGCGUGUAAUAAUCAAUAAUAUUUUAAUUUGUGUUAAUUACGCGAUAGUUUACAAAAGAAAAAAAGUUUUCUUGUUGUACUUGUAUUUGUUCCCCGCCACACACUUCGGACGGUAUAGUCGGACCGUCGCGAUCACGGCGUUUCCAAAGGCCACAUACUAAGAUCUGUACAAUAAUCUAUCGUAACAGUAUUCUCGUAUUAUAAAACGUCGUCGACUCGUUGUCUGUCUGUCCGGUUUCAGGUACUUAUUUACCUACACUAGCCUAUCGGGAGUCUACUGAUUUACCGGCGGCGUCACCGUACGCGUUUUGCUGUUUGAUGUUCGACAGGUCAAAGCGUUUCGUGGCCAACGUAUCGUUCGUCCGACGGAUGAACAUCGUCAAGACCAAGAAUUUCGUCAUCUCCGCGGCCGUACGCUUGUACAAAGUGGUCGCGGCCAAGAUGGGUGUAAACAACGUCGACAAACAGGUACGUGUAAUGUGGCGGCGCGGCAUGCUGGCCGAGGGCGGACGUUUCGCGGGCAAAAUGUUCCCGUUCGACACUCGGCGCGAAUUUUGAGAACCUUCGGCUCCGUGCUCCCACCCCCCGAUAUUGUAAAAUUGCCGGCGUUGUCCAUUGGUUAUCAAUGGACAACGGCACUGCAAUUGUAGACGUGCGUGCGCCUUUCCGCACGUCAACGGUCUCGUUUCUCGUCGAAUUAUCUUCGAUGUUUUUUUGUUUUUACUUUCGGUUUAGUACUCCGAUAUAGUCGGGUUUAUUUAUUUAUUACUUAUUAGUUAUUAUUAGGAACUGUUGAUAACUUAUCGAUUCGUGGAGUUGCUACGGGACGGCAGCGGCUGCGUAAUCAGGUCCACUGAGAUAUGUAGGUAAUAAAUUAGGCUGACGAUAAAAAAAAAAAAAAAAACACGUCAUUAUGACCCUAGAUUGUUUGUCGACAUUUUUCCAUUCGUACGUACGUCGUCUCUAUGCCAAUCCGUUGAUUUUUAUGUGAAAGUGUCAUUCAAAACUAUGUGACCUAAUUUCGAUUGAAAAUUCCAAUAUAUUCGCUAAUCACGCGUAGACGUCAAACGUCAAAACUUGCAUUAUGUCGUAUUACCCAUGUGUGCGCAGUGCGGAUAAUCCAAUAAUAUUUUAAAAUGCAUUUUUAAAUCUAUAGGUAGUACAGGCAUAGAUUUAAUAUUUAAUUUACGGUAUAUAUAGGUAUUCUUUUCGGAUUUCCUUUUUUUUUUUUCACAACAGCAAUACUAGGUCUAAUAUUUAUACCGUUUGUUGGAAUUUACGUACAUUUAAAGUAUAAAAAAUCCCCUCGAUCCCCGGUGUGUAUACAAAUUUUAAUACCUAGUUUCCUAUAAGUACUUAUUGGUAGGUAGAUAUAUUUAAACGAUCAUUGAUUCAUUUUAUUACCUAUCUACGGAUUAAACGGCUGAACAUAAUAUUUGAUUACCUUAUCGAAUAGGUAGUAUAAGUAACCACUUAGGUCGUAACAAAAUUCCCGAGUUCAACUAUCGUAACGAGGAAAUAAUAAAUAUGAUUAGGUAUUAUGACUGACGUGUUUAUUGAUGUAAAAUAUGCGUGUAUUUUUACAUUUUAAUAUUUUGACAGUUUUGUAUUAUUAUUUAUGUAUUACUUAUUACGUCGAACGCGAAUUCGAUGACAUGCAAUAUAAAUUUAAACUAUUUCAUUCGCUGUAAAUAGUCUCGCUCUGCGCUUUCUCAUUGUUAUUAUCGUUGCCGAUAGACGUUUGCUGUUGGCACUUUCAAUACGUCUGGCAAGACUUUUUAAGUAGGUAGCGUUUAAUAGGUACUAAUUUCGAUUUGCUGCAAGGCCGCUGUUAUGGUAUAGGUACUGCGGAUAACUGUAGGUCAGUUAUAUAAGCGGAAAAUCAAUUACUUUCUAGUGUGAAUUUAAUGUGUUAAAAGAAAAAAAAACCAACUUUGACAAAUAUAUACAUAUAUAUAUAAAAAAAAUAACUAAUGCUCUUAACAAAUUUGAUAACAAUACACACAUAUUAUAUGGAAUACCCUCAUUGCCCCUCCCCACAUGUACGCCGCUGUAGCUAACAUUAUCAUAAUACUUAUCUAUUGAUAAUCAUUUCGUGUCGAAAAUUUACGAAAAAAUAAAGUACCUAAUUAAAAACGCCAAGAGUUAUUUAAUAUUUCACUCGAUAUUUAUUAUUGAAAAAUGAAAUAGAAAAAAAAUCGAACAUAUAAUUAAUAAUAAUUCUGAAUAUAAUAAUAUUUGUAUUGUCGUAAAUUUGUCCGUUAUUCCUACAAGUUUUAUCGUUCCGUUCAGAGUUUUAAAAAAAAUGCAUCCGCUCUAAAUUCAUUUAAAAUUAAAAAAAAAAAAAAAAAUAAACACAUACGUUUAAAUUACACCUGUAUGUUUAUAGAUGUAAUCACCUAUAAUAUUAUAUUAUCAUGAACUAGGUCGAAGGCUUUUUUGUUAUUUAACUGUACACUACAAUAAUUCAUAAUAUUUACCUAAGCACGGUUUUGACAGGGAAAUUAGAAGGGAGGAUGUAUACUAUGAAGUAAUUCGAUUUAUAUCUGUAUGCAAUAAUAAACCGUUGCUAUCGAAUAACGAUUCUCAGUAGAGUAUAAUUAGUCGCAUUUUAGAUUCUAAGCACAAAAUACUUAUUAUUUCACAUUUUUUCGAUUUGGUUUUUCUAACAGAAAUCUUACACCGAAAGUCAAAUUUAGCAUCUUUUUCGAAAUGACAAAAAUAACAGAAAAUGUUUUUCUUUAGUUUUCCGUGAAGUUAUCUUAAUAAUCGGAAAAAAAAAACGUAUAACCGGGUAACGUUAAGUGAACCUCGUGCAAGUUGUAUUUGGUAAUCGAUAAAAAAAAAGUUAAGCGUAAUGUAGUUUUUUUCAUAACCGUGUUAUAAGUUUAAAUUUUGACAAAAAUCAUAAAAAUUACGGCACUUCAAAACUUAUUUAACCGAACUAAGUUCAGAGUGUUAUUUCAUCCGCAAUGAUUUAUUUGUUUUACAAGAACAAAUAAAUGGAUUAACAUUAUUGAUAGGUAUUUUCAAAUAAUUUUUAUUAUCGAUAGUUUAUUCAAACUACCUAAUAUUUUUUUCCAUGACCAAAUAUAAAAUAUUCGGGAACACAAUCAAAUAUUUCGAAUAGUUUUUCUCUUAAAGAAUCCUUCUUCGACUUUACGUCUUUCUUCUAUAGUCUCUUUUAGUUUAGUCAAACUAUUCUAAUACGUUUUAAUCUGCCUAUAGAAUAGAUAGAAAAUGUCCAAUCAUUGAAUAGUUUGAUACUAACUAUUCGGUUGUGUCCUUCACUACUCGUAGUUAAUAUUAUAAUAAAUUAUAAGUUAUUACGGAUAUUAUUGUGCAUAAUACUGAAAAAUCAAAAUAAAAAGUGUUAACGAAUCGUCGUAAAUAAAGUGGCUGAUACUGCUGACAACGAUUGACACGUCCGCAGUUAAUUCCAAUAUUAAUUCUUAAUUAUUACAUUAUCUAAUAAUGUUAUGUUCAAUACGCCAAUCAAAAUAGUUUUAAAUUUAUCCAUUGAAAUUUUAUUGAACUUUCAGUUUGUUAUACGUAUAUACGGAAUGAAUUUGUUUCUUAAAAUAGACCCGUAAUACAUUUAUUACCAUUACACAUAUUAUUCGUAAUUUUAGAGUGAUUACUAUGAUGAGUGAAAAUGUUGUCUAGUUCGUAUGAAAAAAGAAAAUCAAAAAUGAUAAAAUCAUUAUACUUGAUAUUAUUUAUUUGAUUGCUCUAACGCACGUCAAGUCCACAACACGAGAUAAUAACAACGUUUUUAAAUGUAUGCGGUGUAAUAAUAAAUUUAAUUAAUAAUAAUAAUAUUAAUAUUAUUAUUAUUAUAACACAUAAUUUAUUUAAACAAAUGAUUGUUAAAAUAUAAUAACAAUACAAUAUUAAUCACGAGUAAAAAUUAUUAAUAUACGUUUAUUUUAUUUUGACAACCAAAUUAUAAAAAUAAUAUGAAUAACUAUGUAAUAACUAUUAACUAUGUAAUAACAUAAUAAAUAAAAACAAAAUUAUUAAAAUGAUUAAUACUCAUAAAUAAAUUAAAUAAAUAUAUAAAUGAAAAAUAAAAUUAAUUAAUUAAUGAAUGUGUCACCUGAACAAUAAUAUAAAUAAUAUAAAAAUCGCUUUUAAGACUAACAAUAAUUUAAUCAAACAUACAAAUAAUAGAACUAAAAACUUAUCUUCCUUUUUAAAAAUGCAGGUAUAUAUAAAAUUAACUAUAACUGUAAUAAAUUUUACAUAGGUAAAUAGAAAUUUUAAAAUAAAAUUUAAAAAAGACUGCCUCUAAUUCAAAUUUCGCUAAACAUGUUUUAGAAAACAACUAUAGUAUAAGUUUUGAUAUUAAUACCGAAACCGAUCGUAUAAUACUUCACACGAUGCAUUUGAUUCAUUUAUUUAUUUUAUUUUUUAUUUAUAUAUUUAUUAACUAUAUUUACUUAUUUUAUAUAAUAACUAUGUUUCGUACUAUAGAAAUAGUUUAAUAUGUUUUUGUAGAAAUUAAUUUCAUUUUUUUUAUUCUGAUUGUAGCAAAAAAGGUAUUAAUUUUAUGAAGAUGUAUGUGUUUUUUUCUCAUAUAUUUCUCACAUCUUUGGUAUAAAUGCUCCGGUUUUAUUUCACGGUAUAGCUUAAAAUAUGCAGAUUAUUCGCCUGGUGGUACUUUUUUUAACACUAUUAGUUACAAACAUUAAUUAUCCACUAAGAAAUAAUAGUUAAUAUUAUGAAUAAAACUAUAGCGAACAAAGAAAGAAGAAAAAUAAAAUAUUAAAUCAUUAACCCAGUAUAAUUGGUGAAUAAAAUAAUUGAUAAGACUAUAGGAGGUAGUUUUAAAAAAGAAUCAAUUGUGUAUUAUAGGAGAUAUAUAAGGCAUAUUUAAAAAUGAUUUACUAAGGCAGAGAGAGCAUUACGUUGGGUUAGGAGAAGAACAAUGAAAUAGAAUGUGGGAAAUAUCACAAAUCGCGAUUCGGAGGUGUGGAGAAUAUAAAUAGAAGAGUUAUUAAGGGAAAGUUGGUAAGAAUAGAAUGGGAUUAUGGUAUGGCCUAGUCUAAGGUGAGAGAAAGAGGAAAUUGUUUUCCUACUAAGAUUUAAUUGUGAAACCAAGGUUUGGGUGUUAUAGUAGGGAAAAUGUUCCUAUACCAGGUAUCAAAAUUAGAAGGCAAAACUCGACCAUUGAUUAAACUAUAUUCGGUCAAUGUGAGAUUUGAAUAUUAAACAAAAAUUAUUCCAAGGAAUAAGAGAGGGUGAUGGGCUGAGUAGAAAGGAGGUAGAUUUAGUCAAAGAAUCAAUUGAACAAUUAUUCAAAAUUCUCGAUACUUUUUUCAAAAAAUUGCAUUCAAAAUGUUGUAAACACUUUUUGGUUAUGCAAAUGCUUUAUUGUUUUACAUUGUUCAUUUAAAAGAUGCGGAAUUUCUGCCGAAUAGUACUAAUUACCUAUCUACAACAGUGGCCAGUACCAAGAGCCUACCUAUGUAUAUGUGUUAUUUGUAUAGUAAAUAGAUGUUAUUAAUGGAAAUCAAAAAUCAUUUUUUUUCUAUUCAAAGUUUAAAUUUUAAAUUUAUUCCCUUAAGGGAAUUCAAAAUUUAAAAGUUUAGCUUCGAGAUCAUGUCAAUCCUUCAUCAAUGUCGAUAGGUGACCUAACAUGGGUGUUUGGAAUAAUUCGAUUUUUUACGUGCCAUAGAUUUGGCUGUAUAACACAUAGUAUAUACAUUUUUUUUUACUCUCUUCAUUAUCAUAAUUUUAAAAAAUUAUCCUUUUUAGUUUAUAAAUUAUUCGACUAAUAUGAGGAACAUGGGAGACGAGAAAACUUUGGAAAAUCAAGAAUCGGGAAGGUAAAACUUGGAAAAUAAAAACUAGGAAAGCAAAAUUUAGAAAAUCAAAUUUAUAAAUCAAUUAAAAAUUUAGUCGCUGUCAUGCAAAAAGUGACCAAGUGCUGCCGAAACAUGUUUAAAUUUCAUAUUUAAUACCUGUAUGUCUUAUAAAAAGUGUCCCAGGUGAUGUCAUACAUAGUUUAGGAAAUUUUUCUAAGUUUUUAAGUACAUAAUUCAUGAUUAAUAUCAAAAUUUAAAUUUCUUAGAAUUAAAACACUAUAUUCGGUAAUGAUACCCAUAUUAUUACCGUUAACGGGACAUUAUUGUUGCUUUCGUGUUUUUCUGAUCUUUAAUUUUCCAUUUUAUUCCACGAGUUGUGCGAAAUACGUUUAAAAUUUUCAAUUUUUUCGUGAUAAACUGUUAACUACACAGAUAGAUCUAUCCUGAGUGUUAAAAUAAUGUUUUUUUUUUUUUCACUGCGUUUUGAUUUUACUCAAAGAUUUCCUGUACUUUUCGCACAAGGUGUUUAUCUUUUUGAAUAAUUUAUCAGCUAACAAAAGGGGUUCAGGAUUUUAAACGGGUUUUAGGAAGAGCGAGUAUUAUUUUAUUUAUUGGUAAAAAUCGAUUGUUUUUGUACUCUUUCUGUUAUGCUUUCUAUGAUUCAUAAUACUGCGACUCUUUAUUUAUAGAAAUAAUCUAAAUUAUCUUUACUCGUAUUAAUUAUUAUAAUAGGUGUAUAGUAUAAUGGAAUCGCUUCAAAUUAAUUUUAAUUUUUGUUUUUAAAUAAUAGGUAAAAAAAAAAUAAUAAUAAUAAAGUAGUGUGACGUGGAUUUUAUAAUUACUAAGAUAUUUAAAUAUUAUCCAUUGAUUUUAUUGUAUCGACUUAUUUAUAUUGCAUUUGCAUUAAUCUAUUAAUAAUAUUAUAAUUCAAUAUUUUACGUAUAUAAAAACCGUAUCUAUUAAUCAAAGUGUACCCUGUUAACUUAUACGAUGUUCUUUAUUUUAAUAUAUUUAUGCCAUUUUCUAAUUAUACAUCUGCCCGUGAAAUUCAAAACUUUUAUAGAAAGAUUAUAAAUAACAGUUAAUUUAUAUAAAUAUAUUUGUAAGCAUAUAAUUUGUUUAGUAUAAUAUUUGGUUCAUAUUCUCGGUGUUCAAAAACUAUUUUCUAUAAUUCAUGGAAUCUAGUAAUAGUUCUCCGAAUUUCAACAUGACGUAUAUAAAAUGUAGAUAAAUUUUGUAGUUUGGCCAUUAAUUAUUUAUUCCCAUGCCUAUUUAUCAUAGAUAAUUUACAUAGUAUUAAUUUGUCACCUAUUUGCUAUUAUAUAAGUCAUCUAUAUUGUUAUUAUGCAUUGUAUUUCUAGUUUUGAUAAAUUAUUUAUUUUCGAUCUAUUUCUUAAAAUAUUUAGUUGACAUGUAUUUAUGAAGAAAAUAAUAAAACCUGGUUAUUAGUUUAAAAUGCCCAAAUUGGGUAAACAAUAUAAUACGUUUGGAGUUCAUUCAGAAUUUAUUUUUGGACUUGCUCCAAUAAUUUUCUUCCUCUUACGAAUAAUAGUAGAUACGCAGCUCAGAUACGAUUAAUUUUUUGAAUUAUGUUUUUUUUUCUAUCAACAACUUUUCUACCAGAAAUCUUUCUCCGAUAUUCAAGUGUAAAAUUUUUCUGAAAGCAAAUUUCAUCUAGUUGAUGCGUUAAGAAAAUAAUUUUUUUCAUAGUUUUCUUAAUAAUUGGGAAAACAGAACGAAUUAAGCAAUAAAAGUUAUUGUUAUUUUCCAUUUUUUUUUUUUUUUUUUGUUUUAUUCAGUUAAACAUAAUUUUAAACACUAAAUGUUUAUAAAAUACUUAUAUUAGCCUUUUUUAAACGCGGAAAAAUGUUCAAAACAAUCUGACUAUUUUAAAGCGUUUUAUAAUUAUUUGUCAUUUUUGAGAAAUUUGUUUGCUUUAUGUGAAUAUAAUUGUAAUAUAAUCUAAACGAUUAGAAAUGCCUGAAAAUUUAAGAAAAAGUUUAUCAUAGGUUGUACUUAGUGACAAAAUAGAAAUUGAGCGUAUGUACCUUUUUAUGUAGUUUUUUUUCAUAAACGUUUUAAGUUCAAAUUUUGACGAAAAAUCCUAACUCAAGGCAUUUCAAAACAUGUUUAGCAGUAUUAGUAAUGAUUUAUCGUAUGUUAUACUGAUGCUAAUUGAGUAAUUUUAUAUUAUUUUGACAUACACGUCUGGUCAUUCUACAUCAUGAUGCAAUAUUUUAAAUUAUUAACAAUAUUGAUAUAUUUUUAUUUCCUAAAAUGGCAAUGGUCUUUUGCAUAAAUACGGCAUUUUUCAAUAAUAUUAUAACAAGUAAGUAACAUAAUAUACCAAUUUAUACUUAUACUAUCAGAUAAAAAAAAAAAAAUUUCGUUUACAAUUAAUGGUAAAUUUUUGAAAACAAUUAUACAAUAUACCUACUUAAUUGCAUGUACAACUCAAUAUUUCUAUUACCUACGUGAUAAAUGAUAUUAUAGUUAUUUAAUUAUAUAUUUUACAAAAUACAAUUGUCUCAUGGUACAUUGCCAAAUUUAUGUAACUAUUAUACGUGUAAUUAUUAAGAAAGAAUCGAAAUAAUUUUAAAUUUUAUUUUAUGCCGUCAAUUAAGUUUGCUUAUAACACUGAUGAAAAUGAAUUAUUUCGUUAAUAGGUGAACAUACUAUAAAUAGCCUUUGAACUAUAUAUUUUUUAUCUUGGUUUUUCAUUUAAAACCUACUUUGGUAGUAACCUAACAGUGAUAGACCUUAAUAUGUUAUAGGUACCUAUCUAUUUUUUCAAAGUAGGCGUUUAAAUUUAAAAUUAUUAUUAAUUAUAAUAUAUUUACAAUAUUUCACCGGGAUAUAUUAUCUAGUCCAAAUCAAUUUUCGUUAAUUAUUAUAAAAUAUUAUGCAUGAUAUUUUACAAAAUUCGUAUUAUUUUUGUUUUUAUUACCUAUAAUCGCGGUUUAUCUAUAUUAUUUAACUGAAAAAAUAACUACAUGAGUAGUGCGUCUAUUUGUAUUAUAAUAAUUAUACCUUUAUUUUUUAAUAAACUUCAUAAAAUAUGAUAUUUUUGUUUUAUAGAAUCUUGUGCAGUAUAACGACAUGUUUGAGAUGGCGACUAGACUGUGCCGGGGAUAUUUACAAGGCCCCUGGAAGAAAAUUACUGUUAAGGAUAUAUCUGUGAAACGAAUCAGGUAAAUAAUUGUAGCAUACAAUUAUAGUAGUAUAAGAAUAUAGUUUUUCGAAUAGGUUUCGUUUUAAACAAUAAAAUGUAUACGUUUAAGUUGUUGGUAUAUUAAAUUUAGUUACCAUCGUUCAUCAAUAACACAUUAUUGAUUUUUCCAAUUAAAAAGUAAAGAAAUUUGAAUUUAAAAAUAAGUAGUCAUAUAAAUAAUAGAUACUAAAAAAAAUUAAAGGCAAAUCUUUCUGAUCUCCCCUCUUAAAUACGCCACUGUUAGUGUACAUAUAGACGGGGUUGAAUUUAUGUGUUAUAGUUUUUACUUGUAUUUUAUUUUUCGUAAAUUCAAUAACUUCUUAAUAAAUCUAUAUAAAAUAUUAUGGUAAUUACGUUUAAAAAUUAAAUUAAAAGUAUUGCAGUUUUUAAUGAAGUAAUUUUAAUAUUAUUACAUUAUCGUAAAAAUUUAGUAAAUCGUUGAUUUUAUAUAGUGAUGUGUCCAGGAAUUUUCAGUAAGAUAGGAUGUAGCAAAUAUUAUUUAUAAGUAAAUCGUAGAAUCUUAUUCUUCUUUAUCCAACUCGACAAAUGGGAAUUAAAAAGCCGGAACCAAAUAAAACAAUUAUUUAAUAAAUAAAUCAAGCUUUUCCUUUUCCUCGUAACUUGACUGAAAUUUAUGUAUAUGUUUUAAGAUUAAAUUAUUAAAUAAAUAGUUACUCGGAGUUGUAUUAAAAAGCUAACUAGUGUAGGAUUUGUCUCCUAACUUUCCUCCCCAUUUGCACGUCACUGAUUUUAUAAAUUACAAAUGAGCUAUAUUCUGUUGUUGAGAUUGGAAUUGAACGAAGAUGGUUUAACCGUAUCUAGUCUAAUAAAAUCAAUGGGUUUAUUUUUUAAAAUAUAUGAAGUGAUAUUUAUUUGUUAUUACGCAUCGUCUAAUAUUUAUACAAAAUAUGCAUGUUUGUUUUUAAUAAUAUAAUACAGUGAAUUGUAAUAAAUUUGUUUUGUUUUUUUAAUAUACUUAAACAUUUUUCGAAGGUUAAUGCAAUUUCAUGUUUGAAUAUAUAUGAAAAAACAAUUACGGUUAUGAAUAUUUACCACGCGAGUUUUUGGCCGAAAUUGUAGUUACCCAAAACAGUAUUAUAUGAGUUUUAAUAUACAAAUGAAAAUUGUUGCUUGGCACGGGUAGUAAAUUUUGUUUGCCCGGCGGCGAGUAUGUAGACGACGGUGGAUAUUCACGAGGUUUCCGUCCUUCGUCCACGUGGUUUUCGUGUAGUUAUCGAUUGGGGAGGAAGAUUAUGAGCCCGAAGCCGAGCGAUUUGCCCGAGACGCAAUAACCGGCGCGCCGCAAUAACAAUACUGCGUUUUUGUGUGUCGUGACGUUCCGAAUAAAUUACGACAAAAACAAAAAAUAUUUUUGUCCAACGAUCGUUGAACACGCCAACAUACAAUUUUCAAAUAUGUAUGCGUCAUAUACAAAAUUAUACGAAUGAAUAAUGUUAUUUUAUAAUAGUGAAAUACCGUUUGGACUGCGUAUUUAGCUUUUUACGUUCCUUAGACUAAUUUUUUUUUAGUCACUCCCUCUAGAAUAGUAGUUCUCAAUUUUGUUUUAUGUAUGGUUCUUUAAUUCAAUAAUUUUUUUUUUUAUAUAUAAAUACAAUAGAUAUCAAUAUUAUUCAUUAAUUCGUUAUUAUUUUUUUCCAAAUUUGCCACCCCUUCCCCGAAAUUUUCGCCCUAGGCCUACAUAGCUUGACGUUAAACACGUUACUGAUUAUUAUUAUAUGCAGCUCAACGGUUGACAAACUGGGUUUUAAAAUAUUUUUUUUUAAAUGCGAUCAAUAAAAAAAAAAGUCGUGAAAUAUUAUUGCGUUAGAUUAGGAAACCGUAUCGUUGUUGAAACAUGUGAUGGAUCACGUGAACAGCAAUAAAUUUUAUACGAUUUUCAUUUACCUAUUUCUCUUCAAUAAUUGUGCUUGUUAACCGCGUGCAGUACCAUUUAAAAAUUAAUUUUAUUAUACAUAAAUACUUAAAAAAUCAAAAGAACAUCUAUUAAUAUUAUUAAAUUUACAUCGAGCAGUUAAAAUGAAAAAAAUACGUUCAAAAUCGAAAUAACAAUUUUAACUACAAUUUGUAUUAUUAAAAAAUUAAUGUAUUACAUGUGAACUGUUUUAGCUUGUAUUUUAUUAAUGAUAAAUACAAAUACCAGAUUAGAAAAAAACAAUUGAUAAAUUUAAUUGACCCUAAUGACGAACCGAACAGUGUUCCAGAACUCGUAAUUGUUAUAAUAUAUUAGAGGCAGUAAAUUAAUAAAAAUAAAAAUAUUACAUAUUAAGUUUGAACAACUAAAAAAUUACUUAAAUAUUCGUUAAAUAGUUAAAUUAUAUAUUUUCGUUUCUAUUCGAUUGUAAAAACCGAUAUUAUAUUUAUAUGUAUAUAUAUUAGCGAUUUUAAUUUUAAAUAAUGAAAAAUGGAGGGAAUUACAAACUGAGUAAAUCGUAUUAUCAUAUUAUACCAUUGUUUUUUUUUUUUUUAGAAAACUUAAAUUAUUAUUACUCUUAAAUGUAUUAUAUUAAAAGUUACAUUUUAAUGACCAGAUUGAAAAAAGAAGAAUUUUAGUAUUUUUAAGGAUAUUAUGAAAUAACUAUUUACGUUUUUUUAGUAUGUUAAUGUAGGACUUGGGUACUUGAAUGUUCGAAAUGUAUUGUAUCUAAAAUUCUAAACUAUAAAACAAAACACAGGAAUAAAAAUAAAACAAUGUUCAAACUUUAUCUUUUUAGUUAUUCAUAAUACAAUAUCAAAUAUAAAGGCGAACAAGUAUUUAAAAAAAACCCAAGUAAGAUUGUACCUCUUAUUGAUUUAUAACUUUAUAUUUUUUAAAACUAAAGAUCUUGUAUCACACAUAAAUGGUAUAUGAACAAAUUAGGUUUAUUUUUUUAGUCUAUAAUUAUUGCAAACAACGUGCAUUUCAUAAAAAAUUAUUUUAUAGAAUAAUUUUGUUUUUUCCAGUGGUGGGUUGAGUAAUUGGCUUUAUCGAGUAACAUUGCUAAAAGGUAAUGCUGAACCCCGUGAUGUUUUAAUGAGACUAUAUGGUCAAACACACGGCGAGAAUGCUAUUGAAAAUAUAAUCACAGAGUCUGUAAUAUUCACAUUGUUGUCAGAACGAGGUUUGGGGCCUAAGUUACAUGGAAUAUUCCCUGGAGGUCGUCUUGAAGAAUACAUUCCGGUAAGCUCAUUCACCUUCAAUAACAUAUUUUGUAGAUAUGUGAUUUUUAAUUGAACUGGAUCAUUUAAUUGUAUACCUAUGCAUUUUGCCAUGAAAAAAAAAAAAAAAUAUAUAUAUAUAUAUCCACUACCUCGUCUUCAUUAUAAAACUUAAAUUAUUGCUAUAUUUUCCUUUUUUUUUUAUUAUUAAAAAUUAUUUUGUUUUUUACAAAAAAUUAUAUCAGUAUCUAUUUAUUAUUAUUUAAAUUUUGAUUAAUAUCUAACACGGAUGUAAAACUUAUUUUUAAAAUGUAUACAAAUAUAAUAAUUUUCAAUUGUCACAGUUCUGAUUUCAUUACAGUGAGCAGAAACAACAUUACAUUUGUAUAGCUUUAGAUUUAAGUAUAUUCUAUUUCUACUCCCCCUUAAACAUUAGAAAAUUAAUUAUUAGUAAUUUCCACAAUGAUAUUAAUGUGGAACAGCUUAAAAGUAAAAUUUUAAGUAUUCUAAGUCAUCAUUAAUUCAACUAUAAUAAACUUUUUUAUUAUCCAUGUAUUUAAUAAUUAUUUUUUUUAUUUAAAUUAAAAUUAAUAUUAAAAAUAUAACAAAUAAGCAAAAUAAAUAUUUUUCAGUUAAUACAAAUUAAUUCUUAGUUGUCAUAUUUAUUAUACAUGUAUAUAUUAAAAUUGACAACAAUAUAAAUACCACUAGUAAUUUUUUUAUUAAAUAUUUUUAAAAAUUGAAUACGUUAUAAAAUAAAAAGGUUUAUAAAAACAUAUUUAAUUUAUUUCAAGUAAACUCUCAAGAUAAAGAAUAUUCUUCUUUUACACCCUUAAUAACAUAAGAUCUAAUAUUACUGAGUUAAAUUUUUAGAUAGUUUUUAUUUUGUGGCUCCUUGCCAAAUGGCUGUAGAUAUAAAUAAAAUGUUUCUUUCAAUGUAGACUAUUUAAAAAUUUAAGGCCACUGCCGUCGUUUUACCAGUACUCAUCAUUGUGGUUUUAAUGAACAAAACAAUCCAUACCUAUUUGUAUACCUAUAUAUAUAUAUACAAUAUAUAAUAUGUAUAUAUAUAUAGCAACAUGUUUGAAUGACAUUGACAUAACAUAUUCUAUCGGCUUUUGGAUAUAAUGCUAUUGUUCCAAAAGUCGAACAUAAAUUUCAGACUCGUGGGUCAAGUCCAUCAAUAUACAAACUAUGAUGUUAAUCAUAGCUGAUCAGUAAGUUAAGCUUUGAGUACAUUAAAAUGCUAAGCACUUGAUAGGAUUAUUUACUGAAAUUAACCCUAAUGUAUAAAAUGUAUUUUUUUUUUUUAAUCUAGGACAAAAAGUCCUAAAACAAGUACACAAAAUAAUUAAACAACCGAUACUUAGAUUUCAUACAGAAGUGAACUCUUAUUGAACAACAUAAGUUUACAAUUUAAUAAAGUAAUUAAUGUAUAUAUAUGUCUAUAAAAAUUUACAGGCUCGGUCAUUAAAAUGUGAAGAGUUGAGCGAUCCAAAAUUAAGCCUUAUGAUUGCAGAAAAAAUGGCCGAUUUACACCAGCUUAGCAUUCCAAUCAAUAAAGACUCAAUAUGGCUAUGGGAUACCAUGGAUAGGUGGUUACAACAGUCUUUAAAAGAUGUCAAUUUGUCAUUUGAAAAUUUAGGGCUUGAACUAUCUUCACCAACCAUAAAUCUCUGCGAUGAAGCUCGUUGGCUUAAGUAUGAAUAUACUUUAUGUUUUAUUCAAUUUUACAAUAAUCAUAAAACUAUUCUAAAAUAAUAAUUUUGUAUGAUUUUAGAAAACAUUUGACUAAACUGAGGUCUCCUGUUGUGUUCUGUCAUAAUGAUUUACAAGAGGGUAAUAUUUUAAUGCAGGAAAAACACUGUGGUCUGUCAUUAUGCCUGAUUGAUUAUGAAUAUUGUGCGUACAAUUAUCGUGGUUUUGAUAUUGCUAAUCACUUUGUAGAAUGGACAUAUGAUUACACAAAUCCCAUAUAUCCACAUUAUUCAGUCAAUCGAGAAUUGUUUCCAACAAGAGAUCAACAAGUAAAGAUUUAUUUAGUUGUUUAGUACGAUUUUCCAUGUUAUAAAUUGUUAUUUAUUUCUUAUGGCAGAUUGCAUUUUUGAAGCGAUAUUCUCAGUGUAUGGGACAUGCGGAAUCAAUAGACAUAAUACUUGAUGAAGUACAACAUUUCAUUUUGGCAUCACAUUUGUUUUGGGGUAUAUGGAGUGUUGUUAACAGUCGGAUGUCAAAAAUUACUUUUGGAUACAGGGUAUAUAUUUGUCUAUAUUUCAUUUUAUUUUUAAAUAAACUUAAAAAAAAAAAAAGAUAUACAUACUUCACACGUGAGUGGGUCACUGUUGUAGGUGAGAAGUUGGGAAGGUAGUUGAAGGGAAAUUUAAUGUAUAUCUGUAACCAACGAUAAACCAUUGUUAAUGAAAAAAAUGUUUCCGAAUAGUGUACAGUUGAUAGUGUUGCUAUACAUAACAAUAUAUAUUUCAUAUUAUGGUAAAAUAAUUACUUAGACAUUAAAUAUUUUCUUUUAUAACAUUUGUUUAUAUUGUACUUAUUUUUAUAUUUACCGUUUUUCCAUAUUUUUUUCAUUUAUUGGGAAAAUCAAAAAAUGACCAACUUAAGUACCUCCCUAGUCACAUUUCCUUUUAAAAAAAGUAGUAUCAUAAAUCUGAGCAAAAUUACUGGUAAAAAUUUGUUCAUGGAGGAAAAAUGGCUGUAAUAUUUUUUUCAACUAAUACUUACAUUUUAUAAAUUUUCCCGUUUUUCCCAUUUAUCGGGAAAACUCUUGGAAAAAUAAUCUUCUUAAAGUACCUCUCCAGUCUGAUUUUUUUUCAGAAAAAGUGCUACACUUGUAAAUUGGAGCAAGAUUUAUGAUAUAAAAGUUAUUCAUAGAAAAAAAAAAUAAUAAUAAUAAACAUUAUUGUAAAACCAUAAGAUUCUUCGCUUCACUCAGAAUCUAAAAUUGUAUUGUUUAAUUUAUAUUUAAAUUUAUAUAUGACAUGAACUUUUAGUUUAUAUUGAACUAUUCGCCUUCUUUAAUACUAUGUAUAUGACCAUAACACUGUUUACUUCUUAUUAUAGGAAUAUGCUAUGGAACGUCUCAAGUCUUAUUUCAAGCUUAAAGAAAGUUUAGUAAACAAUAAUUAGAACGAAACAAGGAAAAACUCAUGAGUACUUAAAAAGAAAUAUGUUAAUUGUAGACCAAUAUGAUUCAAUAUUCUGGUGAAGACUGAUUUAUAUUUCAAACGUUUGGUCCUUAAUUUUAUUAGUCUGAUUAUUUUGGCUUUUUCACUCAACACAAUUUUAUGAAGUGUUCUUAUCUGUAAGCUUCAACUAAAUUAUUUAUUAAUUUAUAAGUUAUAUUAAAAUGAUAACAAAAACUUAAUACUAUUUUCUUUUUAAUUUCAAGAAUUUAAUGUUUUGACUAAUAAUAAAAAUUGGAUUAUUUUCUUAUUGUUUUUCUUAAAAAUCAAAACAAUAUAUUUUUAUCCUGGUGCUAAGUACUCAUAUUAUAAUGAUAAUUUUAAGUUACAAACUUUGUAUUAUUUAAAAACAAACGAAGUUAUAAAAUGUGCAAUAAUUCUGAUUUAACCACUUAAAUGUGAAUAUUGUACUUAAAACAAAAUAUGUUAUAACUGUAAUGUUCAUCCUUUACUUUUUAUAUAAUGCUAUUGUGUGUCCUAUUAGCUGUUAUGUGUAAUUGAAAUGUGAUUUACUUUUUUUAAUUUCUAGACUUUUUAUAGUGUAUUUGUGUCUGUCCAUGUCUCUAGACAUUUUUGAUUAUAUUUUGUUUAGGUACAUUUUCUUGUAGUAUUUAUAUGUUAGUAAGUCAUAUUUAUUACUUUAGUUAUGAAAAAACCAAAAAUUAUGUUAUUUUUAAGAAAUUAUUAUUUGGUUUAUAAAAUUAUUACUGAUGGAUAUUACAUUUUAUUGUAUAAAGUAAAAAUAGUACAAAAAUAAAUAUACAUACAUAUCAAAAUUAUUGUAAAUUUUUUUUUGUAAUUACAAAAUUUUAAAAUUUAAUGCACUAAGUUUCUUAAUUUUAGCAUAAUUAACCAAUUUUACUGGUAUUGGACUGUUGCACUUGAAGAUUUGUAACUAUUUAAUUAAAAACUAUUUAAUAUAUGAGUCAAAUCAUUUUAUUUGUACAAUAGGAUAAUAAUGAAAUAUAUAUGAUAUUUGUACACCUA
Messenger RNA from Cinara cedri, 16863 nucleotides. Lineage: Eukaryota; Metazoa; Arthropoda; Insecta; Hemiptera; Aphididae. The record is from the annotation of a GenBank genome assembly.